AUGAAAGUAUUCGUAGCUAUCCUGGCUUUGGCCGUGGCCUCGGCCUCCGGCGCCGCCAUGCCCGACUUUGCCAACCCGAAGGCAACAGCGGUCCACACCAAGGACAUGCAGGGUCGCAUCAUCAACGGCUAUCCUGCGGAGGAGGGCAGGGCUCCCUACACCGUGGGUCUGGGUUUCAGCGGAGGCUGGUGGUGCGGGGGCUCCAUCAUCUCCAACGAGUGGGUCCUUACCGCGGCCCACUGCAUUGGAGGAGACGCCGUGACCGUCUACUUCGGAGCCACCUGGCGCACCAAUGCCCAGUACACCCACUGGGUUGGAAGCGGAAACUUCAUCGCCCAUGGAUCCGCUGACAUCGCUCUGAUUCGCAUCCCCCAUGUGGACUUCUGGCACAUGGUCAACAAGGUGGACCUCCCCAGCUACAACGACCGGUACAACGACUACAACGAGUGGUGGGCCGUGGCCUGCGGAUGGGGAGGCACCUACGAUGGCAGCCCCCUGCCCGACUACAUGCAGUGUGUGGACCUCCAGAUCAUGCACAACUCGGAGUGCGUCCAGUACUAUGGAAGCGGUACCGUGGGCGACAACAUUCUCUGCGUUAGGACUCCCGACGGCAAGUCCACCUGCGGUGGUGAUUCCGGUGGCCCUCUGGUCACCCAUGAUGGCACCAAGCUCGUGGGAGUCACCAACUUUGGAUCCACCGCCGGUUGCCAGUCGGGUGCUCCAGCUGGAUUCCAGCGCGUCACUUACCAUCUGGACUGGAUCCGCGACCACACUGGCAUUGCUUACUAA
This is a messenger RNA of Drosophila subpulchrella, 789 nucleotides long. Its product is annotated as serine protease 1-like. Bases 1 to 789 code for a protein of 262 amino acids. Gene Ontology annotation, molecular function: serine-type endopeptidase activity. The transcript has a single exon. Gene Ontology annotation, biological process: proteolysis. Lineage: Eukaryota; Metazoa; Arthropoda; Insecta; Diptera; Drosophilidae. The record is from RefSeq and is a predicted model, not a curated record.